UAGUUGUCACCAUUUAUAUAGAAAGCUUGUAGAACCGGUAUUAGAUCAGAGUGACUGUAACAAUCAACUUGAAAACAUUCACAAGCCAUUUAAGUCAAAAAACAGAACGAGACAAAAUGCCGAUCGAUCUUUAUCAAACACCAGGAAGUGCACCAUGCUCGGCUGUUCGUUUGACAGCCGCUGCUGUUGGAGUUAAUUUAAAUUUGAAAGAAACUAAUUUAAUGACAGGUGAACAUUUACAACCGGAAUUUUUAAAGAUGAAUCCACAACACACUAUCCCUACCAUCGAUGAUAAUGGUUUUUACUUAUGGGAAAGUCGUGCAAUUAUGGGAUACUUGGUAGAUCAGUAUGGAAAGAAUGAUUCAUUGUAUCCAAAAGAUCCAAAGAAACGUGCCAUUGUUAAUCAAAGAUUGUUCUUUGACGCUAAUAUUUUGUAUCAAUCGUUUGCCGAAUAUUACUAUCCAAUGAUCUUUGCUGGAGCACCUAAAGAUAAUACCAAAUACGAGAAGAUUGAAAAAGCUUUCGAAUUUCUUGAUAAAUUUUUAGAAAAGGAUCCAUACGUCGCUGGUAAAAAUUUGACGAUAGCCGAUCAUUCUAUAGCAACCACUGUUUCUAAUUUUGAGCUUAUGGAAUAUGAUUUCAGUAAAUUUCAGAAUGUUAGUAAGUGGUUUAAGCGUGUUAAAUCUGAAAUUGUGAAAUACGAUGAAAUUCGUACUGCAAGUAUAAAAGCUUUCAAAGCUUUGAUGGAUACUCUUAAUAAGAAGAAGUAAAUUUUUGUCAACACAGUUUA
Molecule: messenger RNA, 790 nt
Organism: Polistes dominula (European paper wasp)
Lineage: Eukaryota; Metazoa; Arthropoda; Insecta; Hymenoptera; Vespidae
Product: glutathione S-transferase 1-1
Biological process (GO): glutathione metabolic process
Molecular function (GO): glutathione transferase activity
Source: RefSeq, a predicted model, not a curated record